GCUGUGCACAUCUUGUCUUGUUUUGUGUAUUAUUUGACUUGGCUCCAUUAUGAAGCAUAUAGAUAUGCCGUCUGAAAAUGUAUAAAUCUAAUUGAAAUCGCCUCCAGAGAUUCCAUCCCUUGAUUGCCUCAACGUAUCGACAAAGUGCAGUGUGAAUUCUCGUUAGGAUGAUACUUUCCAACUACCUGGUCCUCGGUCUGACUAGUCUGCAUUCCUAUGUAAUAGCCACUGCCGACAUUGAGGCCCCAUCUACAUGCAGAAAAACAAGCGUUGCAAUUUUAGGCGGUGGAGCUGCCGGUGUAGCUGCUGGUAAAGCUUUGUCGAACGCGUCCAUAACUGAUUUUCUCAUUAUUGAGUAUCAGGAUGAUAUCGGAGGACGUGCAAAGCAUACCACCUUUGGAAAAAAGAGUGAUGGAACACCAUAUGUUGUGGAACUAGGCGCAAACUGGGUUCAAGGGCUUGGAGUUUCUGGUGGACCACAAAAUCCCAUAUGGACAAUGGCCCAAAAAUAUAACCUAACAAACACGUAUUCAAACUACAGCUCCAUACUCACUUAUAAUGAAACUGGGUUUACGGAUUUCAGUGACUUACUGGAUGUUUACGACAAUGCAGAUACCAUCAUGGGUGACAAUUCUGGAGAAAUCCUUCUUCAUAAUUUGCAAGAUCAGACUGCGCGCACUGGACUUUCGCUUGCUGGGUGGAAACCCAAACAGAACAUGGCGGCACAGGCUGUUGAAUGGUGGGAAUGGGACUGGGAAAGUGCCUACUCGCCCGAAGAAAGCUCACUUGUGUUUGGAGUCGCUGGCAACAAUGUGACAUUCAACUAUUUUAGCGACGCCAACAACUUCGUCUUUGAUCAGCGCGGUUUCAGCACCAUCUUCAAACACGAGGCCUCGGCAUAUCUAAAACCUAAUGACCCCCGUCUUCUACUCAGGACGCAGGUAACAAAUAUCAGUUAUUCCACAGAUGGAGUAACAAUACAUAAUCAUGAUGGUAGUUGCAUCGAUGCCGAGUACGCAAUCUGCACUUUUUCUCUUGGGGUUCUUCAGAACGACGUUGUGAAUUUUUCUCCCCAAUUACCUGACUGGAAGGAGACAGCGAUACAAAAGUUUGCGAUGGGUACAUACACCAAGAUCUUUUUACAGUUCAACGAAACCUUUUGGCCCGAAGAUACACAAUAUUUCCUCUAUGCCUCACCGACAAGCCGAGGUUACUAUCCCGUGUGGCAGUCUCUUUCAACUCCGGGAUUCUUGCCGGGAUCGAACAUCAUAUUUGUCACCGUUGUACAUCGAGAAUCUUACCGAGUCGAGAACCAAUCAGACGAAGAGACAAAAGGUGAAGUGAUGGCUGUGCUGAGACAGAUGUUCCCCAACAUUACCGUCCCCGACCCCAUUGCAUUUAUGUACCCCCGUUGGACUACGACACCCUGGGCUCAUGGAAGCUAUUCGAAUUGGCCGCCGUCCACUUCUCUUGAAAUGCAUGAGAAUCUCCGCGCCAAUGUCGAUAGGUUGUGGUUCGCGGGAGAAGCUCUGAGUGCCGAGUUUUUCGGAUUCUUGCAUGGGGCUUGGUUUGAAGGUCUUGAUUCUGGAUCUAGCAUUGCGGCGCUUCUAAAGAAUAAGACUUGCGAUUCGAGUUCUGGCUCGAGUGCGAAAGGUUGCUCCAUUCGCAAGCAUUACGAAGUCUUACACGGACCAAGCCCUCUGGCAGAUUAUGGGGUUUUGAACGGGUGGCCGAUUAGCUCGUUCAUUGACAAUAACAGCGACUAA
Talaromyces proteolyticus is the source of this 1766-nucleotide messenger RNA. RefSeq names its product amine oxidase. The transcript has 7 exons. NCBI's taxonomy places the organism in Eukaryota, Fungi, Ascomycota, Eurotiomycetes, Eurotiales, Trichocomaceae. The record is from RefSeq and is a predicted model, not a curated record. The coding region runs from base 168 to 1766 and encodes 532 amino acids. Gene Ontology annotation, molecular function: oxidoreductase activity.